Guillardia theta CCMP2712 is the source of this 1173-nucleotide messenger RNA. RefSeq lists its product as hypothetical. Gene Ontology annotation, molecular function: chloride channel activity. Lineage: Eukaryota; Cryptophyceae; Pyrenomonadales; Geminigeraceae. The transcript has 8 exons. Bases 1 to 1173 code for a protein of 390 amino acids. The record is from RefSeq and is a predicted model, not a curated record.
AUGUGCUUCUCCGAAGCCUUCUUCCACUUCCAUAGCGCAAAGAGAACGGUGCAUGACUUGCUGGAUGCGAUGCGGACUCUUGCGAUCCAUGUGCAAGCCUAUGGAGUGGCGAGAAGCGAAGAUGAGGUUUUACAGCCUGACCUUGCAUCUCCGGAAACAGAACGUUCUCCCUCCCAAGUCAAGAUUACCACUGUGAAGCGGUUGGCGAAGUCUGAGAAGCGUCUGACUCUGGUCAGGUACUUGUACCCAUGGGAACUCUCGAAGUGGAAUGAAGCGACGGUCCGACCGCUCGCAUGCCUUGUGAUGAUCAACAACGACAUCUCCAAACUGCGCAACAAAGGGAUUUACUCCGAUCAAGUGGCGUGCAUGAUGUCCAAGGAGGUCAAGAGGAUGACACAGAUCUUCGGCGAGAUGGAAAAGUUGAAAGACAGUCCGACCAUUCCCUUUGCAUACUAUCAGUUCUGCAACUGGACAACUCUGGCAUACUCCUUGACCGUCCCAGCGGCGAUUGGAACCUACGACACGUACUACACAGCCACGUCCUUGUUGUCUUUCUUCGUGGCAGCCCUCUUCAUAGGGCUCAACUUCAUCGGAAAUCUCCUGCAAAAUCCGUUCGGGCUCGGGCCCAACGACAUCCCUCUGGAGCAGUGGGGGCAGUCACUUGAGAACGAGCUCUACCAGCACUUCCCCAUCUUCAAGUUCAGGUUCGGAGCUUUCCCUCUCUUUGUGGAAGAUUUCACAGCGUACCCUCCGGAGGAUCGACGUGCCCUCUACAAGGACGACUCGUCCAUCACCAUGUUUCACAAGCCGUCUGCCUGGAUUGUGACGAGGAACAAGAUACGAGCUGCUAUGAGGUUGGGGAAUAGGAAGCUGAAGAAGUUCCGAGAGGCCAAACCCACAAGAGAGGCGAUAGUUGCAGAGAUCAUGCGAGAUCGGAGGAAGCAAGCCUUUGAUGACAUGUCGCUGCUUGUGCAGCAGUUCGGUGCGGCGCCAAAGGACAGGGAGGGAUCAAACAAAAACGCAACGCAGAAGUACUCGAAGGUUGCAGCAGAAGAAUCAGCUUCACACCCAGCCGAAACUUCUGAGAUGGACAACAAAGAGGAAAGAGAAUCAGAAACGAUGCAAGACAAAGCUGACGAAAUUCUCAACACGCAGCUAAGAAGUGGAUGCUGA